Molecule: messenger RNA, 852 nt
Organism: Iphiclides podalirius (scarce swallowtail)
Lineage: Eukaryota; Metazoa; Arthropoda; Insecta; Lepidoptera; Papilionidae
Source: the annotation of a GenBank genome assembly
AUGAAGGCGGCCUGCAUAAUACUGACGAUCAUUAUUUUCGUCGCCAUAAUGGCCGUCUGUGUGAUGGUGAAGUUCGCCACCGAAAUCACCGUUGAAGACAGGAAGAGGGAGUACAUGCCGGGUAACGGGGGCGUCUACGAAGUGGCGAAGUCAAUCGGCGUGUUCGCGCUCAGCGACAACAACACGACACCGAUCGCCGAAAGGUUCCCCUACGUGGCCGCCAUCACUAGGAACUCCUCCAACUCGUGGUCGUUCGCCUGCUUCGGGAGCGUGAUCCUGGUCAAGUGGGUCGUCACCUCAGCCCACUGCCGCCGGCCCGGGGCCACGCACAGGGUCCUCCUGCUGCACAAAUACAUCAAAAACUACACGCACACGUACCCGAUUCUGUUUUGGCGCAUCAACGACAAGUACAACACGAGCGUGCCGUCCGCCGUCAACGACAUCGCCGUCGCCAAGCUGAACCUGGACGCGCACCCGUCCAUCUCCAAGUCCUCGCUGAUCGACAGCGGCGCGGUGAGGGAGGUCGAGGCGACAAUAUGGAAGACGGUGUCCACGAUGGCCCGGCAGGUGUACCUGACGAAUCACUUCGACAAGUUCGACGUGAAGAUCACGCUGCCGCACAGGUGCUUGGAGAGCUACGGCGUGAAAAUGGACCCCAGCCUGAUCUGCGUCGACCUGUCGGACUACGAGGACUGUUUCGUUCACGAGUUCGGCCCGAUAUACUCCGGUGACAAGUUGGUCGGGAUCCUCGCGAUGAAGCCGCGGGAUUGCGACCUGAAGUUGGCUAUCUUCACCAACGUGUCGUACUACGCGGAUUGGAUUAUGAGGAUCACGAACGCUCCCCUGUACGGA